Fulvia fulva is the source of this 354-nucleotide messenger RNA. RefSeq lists its product as uncharacterized. The coding region runs from base 1 to 354 and encodes 117 amino acids. The record is from RefSeq and is a predicted model, not a curated record. The transcript has a single exon. NCBI's taxonomy places the organism in Eukaryota, Fungi, Ascomycota, Dothideomycetes, Mycosphaerellales, Mycosphaerellaceae.
AUGUCCGCAAACUCAGCUUACCGCCGCGUUGGCAAAGAGAGCUACACAUACCAGAUCACAACCUCAUCGACCGAUUACGAUCACAAGCAAGACCAAUACACCUCUUACUUUGGUCCAAUACGAACCAUGUUCCGCCGUUCGGGCUCCUACAAAGGUUUCGACACGACAUCGCCACGAUCCACGAGCGUAGCUUCGAACGGCUCGUCGAAAUCUGGGAAGGCCUGGCAAUGGCUGCACGACAUCAAUGAGAAGCACGACAGACUCAUCAAGAGGCUGCACCUUGCACCUGAUCGACCGCGUCGAAGGUCGCCGGCGAUUGACAUUAUGCCGUCGUAUACUCAGCUUGGGUACUAG